Zophobas morio is the source of this 657-nucleotide messenger RNA. Its product is annotated as involucrin-like. The transcript has a single exon. Lineage: Eukaryota; Metazoa; Arthropoda; Insecta; Coleoptera; Tenebrionidae. The record is from RefSeq and is a predicted model, not a curated record. The coding region runs from base 1 to 657 and encodes 218 amino acids.
AUGACCGCUAAACUUAACCAUUUAAAGACGGAAUAUUCGCGCUUAGAAAACGAAAAAAACGAGUACGAGGGAACGAUUACAACACUGCAGGAACAACACAAAGAGGACAGUUUACGUCGUGCCAAAGAAUACAAAGAGAUUAGUAAUAAUGUUGUUGAAAUGAACAUCGCGUUGAAGCAAAUUCGGCGACAACACGAAGACCUGAAGAGCGAAAACGUCGUCGAUUUGAGUAAGUUGUUAGCAAAUGUAGGGAAAUUUCAGGAGUUGUAUGAAAAAACCGCGGAAGCGAGUCGAGAGGAGUUGGACGGAAAAGUUCGCGAGUUUCGCCAAAAAGAGGAAGAAAGUCGGAACCGAGUUGAAGAAGCCGAAACUCGGGUGAAGCAACAUGAAGAACAACAAGAACAAUUUUUGAAGAGAGUGAUGGAGUUGGAGGCGCAACUUGAAGAAAUUGAACAUUUGAAGAUUCAGCACGGUCACGAGAAAGAAGAAAUUUUGAAGAAGCUCGACGCCAACGAAGCGAAGGUUCUACUUCUUGAAGACAACUUGAAAGAUGUGGACGUACUGACGGGGCUGCAAAUGAACGAGAAGAUCCAAGAAGUAGAAGCCCGGUGGAGGGAGAAAUUAGAACACGAAGAAAAAGAAUCAGAAGCUGUUUGA